Kwoniella botswanensis is the source of this 4098-nucleotide messenger RNA. RefSeq lists its product as uncharacterized. Lineage: Eukaryota; Fungi; Basidiomycota; Tremellomycetes; Tremellales; Cryptococcaceae. The coding region runs from base 1 to 4098 and encodes 1365 amino acids. The transcript has 9 exons. The record is from RefSeq and is a predicted model, not a curated record.
AUGCCAUUGCCCUCAGCAUCUGCAGUACCAUCAAACCUGUUUAUACAUCCAAGCAGACUAGCUAACUUCCACGCCGGCAAUUCCUCAAACGAAGCUACAACCAGUGCAUCAUCUGAAACUAAGAUCUGCAAUGCUCAACGUCCAGUGAACAGCGGUGUCAACUGUGUUCCUCUCCGACCGACCGUACGAAAACGUAGAGUACCAGUCUGGAAUCUCCCUCUCAGACCCCUGAGUAAGACAGCUCGUAGGAAGAAGAAAGCGGAAGACAAGAAGAAGGCGAAGUUUUACGGUAAUUUCAGUAGUGCUCCUGCUGGAUCAGCAUCUGCGUUUGAGGUUGAGCCUGAAGGGCGACCGAGGAAACUAAGAUCUGCGAUAGUAGCGGAAGGAGUCAUCAAGGACCAUCUGGAAAGGGAUCCAAACGGUACUGGUCCAAUUAAUGAAGAAGUUCCCAUUCAAGAGCAACGCAGGAUCGAUACCCUAGAAGCCAGCAUACAAUAUAGAGAACAGAGACCGAGCAGGAGAAGUUCUGCGAUCACAGCAGAACAGGUUAUCAGAGAAGACGCGGAAAACCACCUACAACACUCAACUGGGCACGACCAUCAUCUCAAUAUCCGAUUUAUUCGCGCGGUAAAAAGUCAGGCUCAUCCAGCCGAUGGAUCUCAGUACCGCAAUACCGUAACAGCCCGGAAUACAGAAAAGGAGCAGAAUCAGAAGAAGAAAAAGAAAGAUAAGGGUAAAAGGAAACAAGAAGAUACGGAAUCAAGGACCCAGAGGAAGGACAGGAAGAGAAAGAAGCAGAAGGAUAAGCAGAAGCGAGGCAAAGAUAGCAUUGAGUUAGGAUCAGUUCUGAAUGAUCUCGAGGAGAUGGCCAUGAACCAAGUCAAUCAUUCGUUAUUGUCUGGAUCGAAUGUUCAGAAUGCAAUUACGAUAGAAUCAUCAUCACCUGCGAUAGCAUCAACCUUAGAACCACACGUGUCAGCCACCUCGAUGGAAGAAGAAGCGGAAAGGAUAGAAUAUGGACCUCGACCACCCAGAGCGACCAUUCCUCGGGAAUCAACUCCAGAAACUGUUGAAGAGGCUGCCAACAACCCUCAGCAGGCUGAAACUGGACCAUCGAGACCCCGAAUUUACCAUGUCCGAUACCCUGUAGGCGGGAUAUCAUACGAAGAUGACGGGGAUGGUAUUUUCGUUGAUCCUGAAACGGAAACUCCCCUGUACAUAUGGAUUGAUCCCGCUUUGAACGACAGAUCAAGCUUGAUCAAGAAGAUACAGGCUGAAGGCGGCGAGAUAUCUCCGGAUCACACUGAAGACGAGACUUCCCUGCUGCUUCUAGACCCAAGUAGUAUCUACCUGUUUGAUGCAUAUUGCCAUUCGCACUGGCUACGACCUCGUGAUCUAGAGAGAUACCAACAGAGGCGAGAACGUCGAGGAAAUCAGAGGGAAGAAGAACCAUGGCAGAAGAAGGUCAUCUUGAAAGCUUGGUGGAUAGAUAAAUGCAUUGAGGCUGGGAAGUUCCUUGGUUUAGCGGACGAUUGGGGUGGAUGUAGAGCUGGUGGACCACCUCCUGAGGUACAGAUCAGUACUGAAGAACCCGGUGAAGAGGAGGAUGGAGGACAGGAAGAUGAGGAGAAUUGGCAAGAUGAGAACGAUGAGAAUCAUGAAGACAAUGAGAAUGAUAGCAUAACGCAGGGUCAAGCACAGGAGAUAGAAGUCGGAACUGUUCCGGAAGAGAUCGAUGCGAUAGAAGUGGACGGUGAUCAACAAGAUACUCAAGCAGAUGAGAUUCAGCCUAUCGAAGCUGAUCACAGUAAUGGUUUGGAACUAGAAGCAGAUCAGAACGACGAUGUACUUAUGGAAGAUGACCAGGAUAUCAACCCAGUUGAUCGGGCUUCUGCGUCAGACACCGUAGCUGACUCACCAACAGCUGCUACGCACGUGCCAGCUGAAGUGAUUCCUCAAAAUCCCGGUUCUCCAGUGCAUAUCGCAUCCGACAACCACGUCAAUAACGAUCUGAUUGAGCAUGCUUCGCCGGCGCCGGAACACGAAGUUCGUGCGGGCGCUCUGUCGGAUCGAUCACCGGAAGGAGAAGAUGUUCAGAUGGAAGAAGAACAAGCGCAAGAAUCCUCCGACCCGGCGUCCAUGUUUUCAGAAUUGAAAUUUUGGGUGGAUACCACCUAUCCUGAUCGAAUAACCCUAAUCAAACGUAUCAAAGCAGCAGGCGGAGAGUUGGUCACCUCAUACUCGGAUUCCACCCAUGUCCUCAUACAUAACUAUAAACAUAGUCAAUGGCAUUCCAUUGUCGAGAGUCUCACGAAACAGGGUAUAUGGUUUCUCAACUUUGCAUGGCUCACCAGGACUUUGAGCCAGAGUCGAAAGCUGCCAGAAAGUGAAUUCGCCGUUGUACAUGGUAAUCCGAUCGAAGCGAAUCAAGAUAAGAAACCCAUCACUCACUCCCGGCCGACUGCGACCAACGAACCUUUACUGGCUUCAGAGGAUCUGGAUGAGAUUUUCAAGAGAGAAGUGAAGAUGCUGAAGAAAGGUGGUACCGUAAAAGCGUUAAUCGCUUUCCUUCUUUCAAAGUACGCUACAUAUUCCGAGGCACAUUGGGGAAAUCUUUAUCACGAUUGGAAGCAUAAGAAAGGACGGUUCGCAUACCUUGCCGCGACCGUACCGGUCAACAAAAGCGGUUCAGACAAGUCGUCUCGCAGUCCUUCAGUUACAAUCAAAGCUACGCCAGCGAAGAUAAAAUCUAAUCAACCUGCACUCUCAACCGAUCAGAUUGCGAGAAUCCUUAUCUCGGAGACCCCCAAUCGUACCGGUAUGAACGUCACGGAAUUUAGUGUAUAUCUGAACCAAAAGUAUCCGGAAUACCCUGCAAGUACCUGGAGCGCCCUUAUAUCCAACUGGUCCAAGCGAACUGGACGUUUUGCCAAUUUCCAAUAUUCUCAACUCUCGUCAAUUACCGCAACUAAGCCGACUCCAUCUGCCGGGUCCAACACUGUCUUGCCUCAAGCCACAUCACAAAGUUCCACAGCUCCGAGUGACUUCAGUAACGAAGACUAUCAGCGGAUUUUCUCGAUGGAUGUGAAGGAUGCAAGCUCAAAAUCACUGACAGCGAUCGGCAAGGAGCUGGCCGCCAAGCACGGAAAGCUUCAUGCCACAACAUGGACUGUAUUGUACUCUGAAUGGAGUAGGAAGACUGGCCAAUUCAGGAACUCUGGCAAUGCUGUUGUAUCAUCUGAGCCAGCUGUACCGCCUGCCGAUAUACGAGGAUCAUCGAUUUCGGUGUGUACGAAACCUAGUAUCAGCUCUCCUACAAAGGCUACUGCACUACCUGUGCCGGACGAUGAGGAAGACGAUCCCCAUGGGUCUUUAGCUACUCAAGAGAUAGCUCGGAUAUUCAAGGCAAGGGAAGAAGAAUUUACUCAGCGGAAACUGACUUCAAUAGAGAUUGGAUUGACAUUGUACACCGAGGAGGGCAUUUAUCCUCGAACGACUUGGCUCAAGCACUGGAGGCACUGGCGAAGAAAUAAAAAACAGUUUUCUAACCAUCCCCCCGAUCUGCAAAGCACGGUAGCCGCGAAAGGGUAUGCAGAUGCGUCUACUCAUCAUGAUGCCCAGCCCUCGUCAAGUGCAGUCGAUGCACCUGCCUUGAAACAGAGCUCUUUUUCCUCGUCACCCAAAAAACGAACUCAGUCGAGUAAUGCUAAGAGUGGCAGAUACGACAUGGAGGAGGAGAAGGCUAUGUCACAGUAUAUCUCGGGCUAUAAAGGUUCACAUCCCAAGACUUCUGCUCAAGCUUGGACUUUGUUCGCCAGUAUUCGACCUGGUCGGACAGCAUCAGCAUACGCUCAACAUUACACAGCAUAUGCUUUUCGUAUUGACAGUUUCGCGCCCAAACACCGAGCUGCAGAUAAAGAAGAGGAUGACAAUACGGUAUUAGGGAUCGAUGUUGAUGAUCUAAUUGAACCGCCUAAUGGAAGUCAAUCUCGACCUGUUGAGAUCGAGGAUGAUGAGGACGAACAGAAUCCUAUAGUCGUGGUCUACGAUGAUCAAGAUGAUACGGAUUGCAUUGAAGUUGCCUCUAUAGACGAUUAA